Candidula unifasciata is the source of this 642-nucleotide messenger RNA. The record is from the annotation of a GenBank genome assembly. NCBI's taxonomy places the organism in Eukaryota, Metazoa, Mollusca, Gastropoda, Stylommatophora, Geomitridae.
AUGGAGAUGCCAGUUCCGGUACAUGUUAAUCGAUUUGUGAAUUCUUAUUAUGGAGACCAAUUCAAGGAAGUACCUUACUCAGGUAGCUAUGUGUCGGCCUGUAGCGACUUUGGAACCCAUUUUCAAGGCCAGGAAAACAGUUUUAAGAAUAACAACAACAUCAGCAUUUAUAGUAACUCCAGCUGCAACAUCCGCAGUUCAUUCCACUUUGCUGAGGAGGAAGCAGAUCUGCUGGAACUCGGGCAAAACUGUCUCAGAAACGGUGAAAUUAUUGAAAGUCCCAGUCUUCAUAUUGGUGAUACUAGACUGGGAUCACAAGAACACAACAAGAAGCUAGAUCCCUAUUCCCCACUGUGCAUGGUUCCACUACCCGGACACUUGAUAGAGACCAACUUCAUUCGCCGCAGAAAUGAGAGAGAGAGGGAAAGGGUCAGGUGCGUCAACGAAGGUUAUGAUAGACUGAAGGAACAUCUGCCAAUCGUAAACAAAGACAGGAGAAUCAGUAAGGUGGAAACACUUCGCCGUGCCAUCGAAUACAUCAGAGAACUGCAGACGCUGUUGGAGGAGACAGAGGCAACAUUUCACUCGCUAUCUAAUUCAUGUUCAGACGAGACACUACUUUCCCAGCGUAGGAAGACAUAG